AUGAGGAAUGUGGGCCGGCUGGGGAUCCCUUCCGACCAUUAUAGUGACAGUGAAAGUGAGACUGAGGAAAUCACAAUUACACCUCACCUGCUCCCUUAUGAUCCAUCACCAGGUAUAGACAGCCUGUUUGCUCGGCUCGACCAGGCACGAGACGAAUGCUGCGCGAUGUUCCGCUCCAAUGAGGACGAGGAUAGUAGCGCCGCAGUCUCGGGUCUGGGACUCAUUGUGACCCGUAUGAUGGAAUCAGUCCUAAAAGGCCACUCAACAUGCAAGGAAAUGCCUGAUCUAAAUAUCGGCGAGGUAUACGCGACGUAUACGAAUGCUCUGCAACUCGAAGCCCGAAACCACCCAAGCAAGAACCUCCUCCUGGACAUCAACCUCCUUCGCGAAGAACUCGAGACGAUCAUAGCAAAUAUCGUCGAACAGCUCAAGCUCAUCACCGGCCUCCGAGACGAUAGCUCAGGUCAAGCGGCAGAUGAAGGCCUGCUCUUCAUUGAUACCGAGAAUAUAAACUUCGAACUCCUAUUCACCUCUUCCUCGCCUUCUCCUUCUCCUUCCACAUUAAACGGCACCGCCUCGAACAACGAAGAUAUCGCCCAAAUCGACCUCCCGUCCCGAGCCAUCCUCCAAGCGAUCCACGCCGAGCUACAUGAACAAGAAGAAGUUUUCACAGAAUUGAUUAAGCGAGCAAACAUCCUCGAGCGCCAGAUCGUGCAGCGCGUCGAUAUCAUCCAAGAAGACCACGGGAAAGCAAUUCUAGUUUUCACGAUCGUCUCGGUGAUUUUCCUGCCACUGUCGUUCGUCUCGAGCUACCUGGGGAUGAACACCGCGGAUAUCCGUGAUAUGAAGCUGAACCAGGCCCUGUUUUGGCAGGUUGCGCUGCCUGUCACUGUUGUUGUCGUGGCGCUUGUUCUUGUUGAGUGGAAAUCUCUCAUUCAGGAUGCUAAAAAGAGAUCUACCUCAACCAGCCAGUCGGUCAGGACCGCCAAUGGCCAAUUGCAUGCCUCAGUGGUAGCAGACUCUCGGGGAAUUUGCAAUGGCAUACUGAGCACUCUCUACACCAACGUGGCGUAUUUCGACCAAGACUCCGGAUCGAUGACGGAGGACUGGAAGCUCUGGUCGAAACGGAUACUCAAAAGCCAGCCCUCUGACGAGCGAUGGACACCAGGUAGACGCGAAGGUGAUCCCAACGCGUCUGUAUUCGGACGCCUAGCUCGCUACCCCCACGCUGUGCCUCACUCGGAGGGUAUUGAUGAAACCGGCAGCAUGGCGCUGAACAACUUUGAGCUGGGCACUACUACAGGCACGACAGCGUUGCAUGUCUUCUGCGCUGUAAACCUCUUCAACCAGCCUGAUAUCUACCACUUUGGCACCUACAAUUGGGUACUGCUUCGACACGAGCAAGGGGCAGAACAGGAUGUUGCUGAGUAUUGGUUUUAGAAGGCGCCCGGGGUACUCCAGGUGCAAAGUGAACUUCGUCAGCAAUCAGUACGCCGACCAUCCGACUCCGGGGAGGUGGAGUAAGCGUAGUAGAGAGGAGCCUACUAAUAAUGAGCAUGGAGGGUGGGAGAUUGAGAGCGUUGAGAUGGAUCCUGACGAGGAUAUGUGGUGGCCUCUCCCUGAAGAUAUUGAUUGGGACGCGAUGCUAGGCUCAAUCUGGAAGAUAUGAAGCAGGGUUAAGAGGGCAUUUGUGUAGCACGAAAACUUUC
This is a messenger RNA of Aspergillus nidulans FGSC A4, 1709 nucleotides long. RefSeq lists its product as uncharacterized. The transcript has 8 exons. The coding region runs from base 1 to 1440 and encodes 479 amino acids. Gene Ontology annotation, cellular component: membrane; plasma membrane. Gene Ontology annotation, biological process: transmembrane transport; metal ion transport. Gene Ontology annotation, molecular function: metal ion transmembrane transporter activity. The record is from RefSeq and is a predicted model, not a curated record. NCBI's taxonomy places the organism in Eukaryota, Fungi, Ascomycota, Eurotiomycetes, Eurotiales, Aspergillaceae.